AUGGCCAGUCUUCAAUACCAAAGAGUAUGGGUGGCCGGGGACUUCUUAACAGCGUCUUCUUCCUCACAUUGUGGAGGUAGUGGUGGGGCACAUUUCAACUCCAGUUAUGGUGGGAGUCAUGCCUACACUACAGGCGUCGUGUCACAAAAGUGUCUCGAUUGUAUUUGUCGUCACGGAUCUGGUUGUAGACCUUUAGGUUGUAAGUGGGAGGUUAUCGCUAACGCAUGUGGAUAUUUCCAGCUAAUGGAACAGUACUGGAAGGACUGCGGGAGACCAGGGGGUUCAAUGACAGCCUGCGCCCUUGACCUGCACUGCUCAUCCCGCUGCGUCCAGAACUACAUGUCACGAUUCAUUGGUUAUUCAGGAUGUGCGCACAACUGUGAGAGUUACGCCAGAAUCCAUGCCGGUGGACCCAAAGGAUGUCAACACAGCAGCACCCUUCAUUACUGGAGAGCUAUUGAAAAUUUAGGGUGCUCGGCUAACAGCUGA
Messenger RNA from Pecten maximus, 489 nucleotides. Its product is annotated as lysozyme-like. NCBI's taxonomy places the organism in Eukaryota, Metazoa, Mollusca, Bivalvia, Pectinida, Pectinidae. The transcript is spliced from 5 exons. The coding region runs from base 1 to 489 and encodes 162 amino acids. Gene Ontology annotation, molecular function: lysozyme activity. The record is from RefSeq and is a predicted model, not a curated record.